AUGGAUGCUUUUAAGCGUUUGCAAAUGAGAAAUGUGACGUUUGGUCAGCCCGCUAAGGUUUCUUUUGCAGAUUCCUUCAUCGACCCUGGUGAUGAGGUCAUGGCCCAGGUAAUUGAUAGUGGUUUGGAAAGCUGUGGGGUUAGCCUUCAACUGCACCUUCCUUCUCUUUGGCUCUGUCAUACAGCUCAUAGCUUGUGCAAGGUGGUUGGAGGUGUUGAUGAGCUGAUGCCAUCGCUUCCAUCAGCAACAGGCGUUAAGGUUAUAUCAUAUUCACAACUAAUUACUCAGGGUACUAGCAACCAUUACCCCUUUUGUCCACCAAAACCGGAGGAUGUUGCUACAAUAUGCUAUACAAGUGGUACAACUGGGACACCAAAGGCCUGGGUGUUGAAAUGGCUAUGGCCAUCUGCAUCGAGCCGUGUCAAAGAUGGAACAACCUUUUCUACUAUUCGGGAUAUAGCUUAUAAUAACCUGUUCACAUCAUAUCUAACUUUUGAUCAUGGAGGUAAAUAGGAAAGCAGUGAGAUUAAUCGUGUUGUUUCUGUACAUGUUCGUAGAAAGGUGUUUUGAGUUGGUUUUGUUGUUUUGGGUUUCGUAUCAUGUAGCAGUUUAGAUCUAGAUUGUUUGUUUUGUAAUUAGAAUUUGCUAAAUUGUGUUGUUAGAUGACUUAAUAAACAACAAAA
Molecule: messenger RNA, 683 nt
Organism: Helianthus annuus (common sunflower)
Lineage: Eukaryota; Viridiplantae; Streptophyta; Magnoliopsida; Asterales; Asteraceae
Exons: 5
Coding region: 1-513 (170 amino acids)
Cellular component (GO): membrane; endoplasmic reticulum
Molecular function (GO): long-chain fatty acid-CoA ligase activity
Source: RefSeq, a predicted model, not a curated record